This is a messenger RNA of Macadamia integrifolia, 1803 nucleotides long. RefSeq names its product putative F-box protein At5g55150. The record is from RefSeq and is a predicted model, not a curated record. The transcript is spliced from 2 exons. Bases 449 to 1573 code for a protein of 374 amino acids. Lineage: Eukaryota; Viridiplantae; Streptophyta; Magnoliopsida; Proteales; Proteaceae.
CUGAAUUCGGGUUGUCGUUGGAUCUUAUGUGGAUUGGACUUAGGAGUAGUAUUUAUGAUUAUAUUAUAAUUUAUCAUAGAUACGGUAGUAUCUUAUAUAUCCAUCCCUAUAUAUAUAAUACUCCUACGCUCCCUCUUCACAAACAGCAGCUUCCAAAAUUUCAUACUCUCUUCCUCAAACCCUCCUCAACACCCAUCAGAACUAGCGGCGGCGCCCCAUACUCUCUCCCUCAAACCCUCAGCUCCCUAUUACAUCUGUGAGAAUCCUCAACUCCCAUCAGAACUAGCCGCGGAGCCUCAUACUCUCUCCCUCAAACCCUCACUAUUACUUCUGUGAGAAGUAGCAGCGGAGCACGGUGGAUCGUGAGCGGCACCGACCAACGUAGAUUGCAACUUAGACACCGGGCUGCGGAAAAAGUUCUAUCAUUUUGCCCAAGACAAGGAAAGAUAUGGGGAACUGGGCCGAACUUUGUAAGGACAUUCUAAGAUUGAUUGUGGAUCAGUUUUCGAAAAUCGAAGAUAUUGCUCAGUUUGGUGCGGUUUGCCAUUCAUGGCGAUUAGUUUCAGUCGAGAAGUGGCACUUCUCAAUUGCUUCACCCUGGUUGAUGCUUGUAGAGAAGGAAGAUAGUGACAACCGUGACUUUUACUGUCUCUCUACGAAAAAGGUUUACCGCUUGAACUUGCCAGAGGCCCGUGGGAGGAUGUGUUGGUCCUCCUAUGGUUGGUUGAUUACUUUAGGGCUUGAUAUGGAGAUUCACUUAUUUAACCCCUUUUCUCGAUCUCGGGUUCUAAUUCGGCUUCCACCUCAACCAACCCUCCCAAAUCAAUACGAUGAUAGCGUAAGUCCAGAAUAUGUUCGUCGGAUUUUUAUAAGAAAAGUGAUAUUAUCCUCGAGACCAACCCUUUGUGUUGGUAAUGAUGAGAAAUGCAUGGUUAUGGGGAUUUUUUCAGAAUAUAGGAAAUUAGCCUUUUUGAGAUUGGGAGAUGAAGUUUGGACUCCUGUAUACACUCCUCAAGGUGGUAUUAAUGAUGUCAUCUACAUGAAUGGUCAAUUCUAUGCUAUAGCUGACGAAGGGAAAUUGGUAAUUGUUGAUAUUUCCAAGCCUGAUCCAAAGACGAUUGAGAUUGCUGAACCACCAAAGGAUUAUGAUAUUGGUGCAAGGCCUUAUCUUGUGGAGUUAGAAGGAGAACUCUUUUUGGUUGGCCGGGGAAUUUUUGUGGAAUAUGUGGGUGUAGAGUGUAAUGAGCCUCAAUCUGCUCGAGAAACAGAAGAUUUUGAAGUUUACAAGUUCAGUUUCGAUGACAAGAAGUGGACAAAGGUGGAGAGCUUGGACAACCGUGCGCUGUUUGUGGGUGCUAACGCCUCAUUUGCCAUCUUCUCCUCUAACCAUCCAGGAUGUGAACCCAACUGUAUCUACUUCACUGAUGACGGUGCAUAUGGUCUUAUGAAAGACACAGCUCGUAAGGACAUGGGAUUGUUUCGGAUGGAGAUUGGGGAAUUUGAUGAACACUAUGUUGGCCCAGACAUCCUUACUUGUGUUUGUGCACCUCUUUGGAUUUCUCCUUCUCCAUAAUAGACAGGUUGCAGCUUAAUUUGUUGCCUGUCAUUGUUGGAAUUUUUCUUAUUUAUUAUAUUGAUGUAUGAAUAUUAUUUACUUCGUAUAAAUAUUUAGUGGUAUUAAUCAGCUAGUAUCGUAUCAACAUUUUUGAAGGAGAGGAGAAGAAUAGAAAGAAGGGAAUUCAUGUACUUUUCUACUGUUUAUAUCCAUUUUGAAGAGAUUAAAUUUCAAUUUCACCUCCUGAA